AUGUUUGAAUCAUUACUUGAAAAAGUAUUGAAUUCUGUAUUAGGUUAAUUUAUUGAAGGAUUUGAUGCCUAAAAUCUCCAUAUAGGUAUUUGGAGUGGAGAAGUGACCAUAUCAAAUGUUUCAUUAAAGGCUGACAUCAUAAAAAUGUUAGAAUUACCUCUAAGACUUUGCUUUAGUCAUAUUGGUAAAUUAAAACUUAAUGUAAAUUCUAAUAUAAGUCAUGUAUAGGUUCCAUGGAAGUCAUUAACCAGUUCCCCAGUCGAGAUAAUGUUAUCAGAUUUGUACAUUAUUAUAUCAGCUGAUCAUCCUGAUUUAUGGCAAUAUAUCAAUUAUGCUGGUUUUAAAAAGAAAAUGGAAAUCUUAGAAAAAUUUAAAGAAUCUAUCAUUUAAAAUAUCAAUGAUAAAUCUAAAUAAAAAGAUGAUAAGGAAGAUGGAUAUGUCAAGAAACUUAUAUUGAAGAUUAUUGAUAAUUUAUAAUUAAGCAUUUCAAACAUCCAUAUACGAUUUGAAGAUACUAUUAGGAAUGAGUUUGCUUGGGGAUUCUCAAUUAAAACAAUAGAAACCUUUACAUGCAAUUCUGAUUGGAAAAAAUAAUAUUUUGAUCGAAACAAAGAAGAAAAUGUAUAUAUAUCUUAAUUAAAAUUAUUAGAAAAAAGUUCCAUUAUAAAAAUUAUUAACUUUGGCAAAUAUAGGAGCCUAUUGGAAUUAAUAAGAAAGAAGGUUUUUGAAUUCAUAAGAAAAAGAAGUAAUUUUAAAAGAGAUGGAAGAGAUGAUAAUCAAUACUCCGGAUCCUAAAUCUCAUCCAAAAUAUGGUCAAUUUAUAUUAUUAUUAAAUGCAUAAGGUAGAUUAUAUUAGAAUACUUCUGGAAAGUUUGAUUCUCCUGAGUUUUGUCUAUCUAUUGAAUUGAGUGCGAUUGACAUAGCUUUAGAAAAUUUAUAACUGUAAUAAAUAAUAAGGAUGGCUGAAUUAUUUUCAUUGUAUCAAAAUAGAUUAAAUAAAUAGAAGAAAUAAAAGUUAUUAUUAUCUAAUCAAUAAAUAGAGGAAUAAAAAUUAUUAUUUAUAAGUUUAUAUGAAAAAAUACUAAGAAGUCCAGAUUAAAGUAUAAAAGCUUUAACAAAGGAUGAAAAUGAAUUAUUUGAAUAAUCAGUAAGUAAUUUGAGCAUAGAAGUAUUAUGUGAGGCAGCAAAGGAAAUAAUAAAGGUGGUUUAAAAGGAGUUAGCUAUAAAGGAAGCAGAAGAAAAGAAAAAGAAGUCUGGAGGAUGGUUUAGUUGGGGAAAGAAAAAAGAAUCAGAUUUACUUGAACAAAAAGAGAAAGAUGAUUUAAGUUCAUUUAUUGAUUAAUUGGCAGACUUUUAAGAUAUUAAAGAUGUUAGAAGACCUUUAGAUUAUGUUUGGUUAUCUGUUCUAUUUUCUUUAAAAACUGGAUCAGUUCAUAUUCUAAAAUAAUUUGAUACUAAAAGAGAAGGUAUAUAAUUGACUUAUUGUGGAUUUGAUGGAAGUUUCGAAAUGAAGGAUAGUGGAAUGGUAAUGAAAUUAGGUUUAUAAUUUAUUGGAAUAGAUAUAGUUACUGAACCAAUUUAGAAUGGAAUAGUAAUGUUUAGUGAAUAAAAGAGAAUAGCAUUUUUGGAAUAAAUAAACAAUUAAAAAUUUAUAGAUUUUGUUUUUGAGACAAAUCCACCUCAUCAUAAAGGAGUUGAUAAAUAUAUUAAAUUAUAAACAGGAGCAUUAAAAUUAAUAUUCAAUCCGAUAGUAAUGGUUAGAAUAAAUUAAUUUACAGAUUUUUAAGUUAAAGAUGAAACAUUAAAAAAUGCUGCUUGGGAUUAAAUGGAAAUAGCUUAAGAUUUGGCAGCUUAAUAGAUGGCCUAAUCUUAAUUAUCACCAUCAAUUUUAUUUAUUGAUGUGAAAAUUAAAUCAACAAUAGUUUUAGUACCGAUUCCAAAUUCAUAAGAAAAUUGGUUACUUAAUAUAGGUGAUUUAUCUAUAAUAACACCAAAAAUAGAUGAAUUACAUUAUGAUAAUUUUGAGAUCUCAUUAUAAGAUUUUACAUUCAAACAUUACAAUUCAAUUAAUGAAUGUCAUCAAUCAAUAAAUAGAGGAGUAUUUUUGGAAAAUAUAGAUGAAUCUUACAGUAUAAUUUAAAAUAUAAGAGUAAUAAUAAGAGCUUAAAUUUUAAGAGGUAGUUCAAAACCUCCAAAAGAAUUAGCUUAGAUAAUAAUAGAUGGAGAAUUACCUUAAUUAGAUGUUUUUGUAAAUCCAAAUAUAUAUACAAGAAUCUUAAAAAUUGGAGAAUGUUUUGCUGAACCUAAAAAAGAAUAAGAAGAAAUAUUUAGGAAAUAAACAAAAUUAUCAAUAGAAAAUGUAUAAACUGAAAGAACAGCACUUAUGGAAUCAGCUACAAAAGUAGGUAAGAUUUGGAAGAGAGGUUAAUUAUUAACAUGGAGUUGUUAUACAGGAGUAUUGAGUGGUGGUUACAUUUAUUUAUUUGCUAAACCUAAAGAUUAAUAACCAGAAUCACAUUUCUGGAUUAGAAAUAGUGAUUUUAUAGAUGUUACUUAAGAAGAAGCAGGAAUGAAUUAUGCAUUUUAUAUUAAAAAUAAGUAUGGUGAUACACUUGUUGCUUUUGAUAAACCUAAAAUGGUUAAUGAUUGGAAAGAUGCAAUUGAAUAAUUAAGAACUAUGCCAAGAGUAGAAAAAAACAAAGAUCGAGAAGAUACUGAAAAAACUUAAAGUGAUAAAAUUAAAGAAAGUAGACCACUCAAUUUUAAAUUUGCUUUAAAAGGAUUUGGUGCUCAUAUUUAAGAUGAAAAAAAAUAAGAUUGGCUUAAAGUAAUUAUUAGUGGAUUGAAUGCUGGUGCAAAUUUAUCAAAUGGAUCUAUCAAUUUAGAUUUAAAAUUAAGGGAUUUAUAUGUUACUGACUCUGUUUAAAUAUAUAUGAAUCCAUUACUUUAGUAUAUUGUUAAAUCUGAUCCUGAUCCAGAAUCAAAUGAACUUAUUAACAUCAAUGUUUAAUAAAUUGGCAAAACAGACUAAAGAUAUAAUAAAAGAAAUCUAAUUGUUGCUGUUACAUUUGGUUCUUUAUCAGUAAUUGCUAAACCAUUAAUAGUUGCUAAAUUACUUAUUUUUAUUUCACCUCCUUAAAAUUAAGUUGAUGAUAUGUAAAUUAUUUAAGGCAAAGACAAUCAGAAAUUGUUAUAGGAUCAAGCCAAAAAAGAACUAGAAAAUAAUUCUUAAUAAUAGAAUAUCAAUUUUGAUAAUAUGCAAGAUAUUAUUUUAAUGGAUGUUAAUGUUAAAAUCAGAAGUAUUAAUGCAAUUUUGGUUCAUAGAUUUACUACUUUACCUUUAGCUGAAAUUAAAAUUCAAAAUACUGAAAUUGGAUUAAUCAAAUAUGUUGAUGAAAUGUAAUUAAAUGGAUCUUUAGGUAAUUUAUAACUCUUUGAUCUUACGAACUAUCCUAAUACAUUAUCAAAAGAAUCAGAAUAUAAAUUAAUCAAUCCUAAAUAAAUGAUUGGAGUUAAACAUCAACAAUAAUCCUUAUUAAAAGUUAAACUAAAUUUAUUUACUGAAGGAUCCAAAAAAAUUGUUAAUAAUGUUAAUAUUAUUAUCAAUGUAGAUAUGAGUUAAAUAAUUAUUCAUGUCAUGAUGCAACCAGUUUUAAGAUUACUUGAUUUCACUCUAUAAUAAUUACUAUUUGCCUUAUCUAAUCCUAAAUAAACCAUAAAUCCAAUUGUAAAAUAAUAAGAAAUCUAAUUAGAAUAAGAAAUUGAAAUAUAUCAACAAUAGAAAAAAUAAGAAAAAAAAGCUUAAACAAUUUUAUUAUCGGAUGAUGAAACUAUUUAUUUGACAAAACAAUUAUAAAAUCCUCCAGCUAUGCAAUUAAAUGUUGUAAUCAAUAAUCCUUAAGUGAUUUUAAAACCUCAUUAAGAAAGUGAUUCUGCAAUGGUUAUUGAUCUUGGAACAAUUAUUGUAUCAAAUAAACGUAGUCAAGUAACAAAUAGGGUUAUUAAAUAAGAAUAAUAAUUAGAUUCGGUUUGGGUGGAUAUUUUUAUUUUAAAUAUGAAAGAUAUCUAAUUAUAUCAAUAAAAAGGAUAAAAUAAAAGAGAAUUCAGUUUACCAUUUGAUUUCAAUAUUAGUGUUGAAAUAUUUGGAAUGUUUUAACAAUAUUAAUUAUUCUAUCCAAAGAUUAAAUUUGAUGAAUAAUUAAAAAUUAAUUGUUUUAUUGCUCCUAUGAUAUUGCAAAUGACUCAUUCAGAUUACAUGUUUUUAAUGAAAUGCUUAUUUCAUAAUAUUGCAUAUGAUGAUGGAUUUGAUAAUAUGAUUAGAAAUAGUCAUCCACAAUAUUUUGAGGCAUUCUUUUAAUAAUAAAAAUAGUAAGAAUUAAAGCUUAAAGAAAUGCUUCUAAUUUAAAAUGAUUAACCGUAAUUGUCCUUUUAAUUAGAUAUGGAAAAUUUAAGUUUAUUUUUAUUAAAAGAUAUAUAACCUAAACCAACUCCUUUUCUAAGAAUGAAUUUAAUAAUGAUGAGAGUAUCAUUUUAAAAAUGUAAUAAUGGUUCUGCAAAAGUAGGACUUCUAAUAAGAGACAUGGAAGGUUCUAAUUUUCAAUAAACAAAGUAAGGUGAAUUUAAUGAAUUACCUUUUAUUGGUAGUAUGAAUUUUUAAUAAACAUAUACAUAUGAUUAAGUUACGAACUUAAAUGGUUUAGUAAGAGGAAGAUAAGCAACUUUGAGUAAUGCAAAUCAGAUUUUAAAUUUAGCCUCUCGCGGAAUGUUAAGUUAAUAAUAAUAAAGAUAAUUAAUCUUUAAAUUUGAAGAUGCCUACUAACAAAUUGAAGAAAAUCCUUAGUAUAAAUUAGCAUUUAAUAUGUAAAUGCAAAUGACUGGAGAUAAAAAUAUCAAUAUUGAAUUAUAUGACUUUAAAUUACAAAUACAUGCUGGUCCUCUUUUUGAUGUUUUGGCAUUAAUUGCAAUGGAUGAUCCUGAUCUAACACCAAGUCCUGGAAAAUACGUAAUUAUAUAACAAUAAAUUUAAUAAAAUACCUAACAAUAAUUAGAAUAAAUUUAAGUACCUUAAAAUACUCAACAAGGCUCUUUAUAAAUUAAUAUAAACUUAAGAAAUGUUAUUACUUGUAUACCAACCUAAAUAGAAUAGAAUGUGCUAACAGUUAGAGGAAAAUUUGAUAUUUUUAUGAAAAUGAAUCCUCAAAAAUCAGUUAAAGAAAUUGAAAAGGAAAUUAAAUAAAAUAAUAUUCCUGAAUCUGAUUGGCGUAAAUUAAAUGAAACAAUGAAAAUUGAAGCUAAGUUAGAAAAAUUGGAGAUCUUUUUAUGCAAAAGCUAUGAUUUAACUAAAAAAGAUGACUUUAAUUAAGUGAAGAAGAGAGAAAUAUUAAAUCCUAUUAAUUUAGAAGUUAUUCUUAUUAAAUCUUCUGUGAUAUUAUAGAAUUUUUAAGGGUUUGCUGAAUGGACUUAUUUGAAUGGAGGGAUUAGUCCCAUAAAUUUAAAAGUAUCUUUCUAAGAUCUUUUUACAAUAAAGGAAGGAUUAAAUUAUUAAUUAAGCUAAAUACCUAAAUAGCCUGAAUAAUAAUAAUAAUAGAUAAAUUAAGAUAAGAAAAAUAAUGAAAUUUCUUAAUUAGAUGCUUCUCAUUUGAAUAAAAUGUAAUUGAUUACAGUGAAAAUAGACUUAGAAAUUGAGAAGAUUAAAAUUAUUGUUUUAAAUGAUAUGGGAAAUUGUUAUUCACCAUUAUUUGAUUAUGAGAUGGAUGCAUUAAAAGUUACUUUAGACCAAAAUAAUUUAUAUCUUAAACUUAGUAUUACCUUACCUUUUAAAUUAAGUAAUUUUAAUCCAUUAUGUUCAAAAUGGGAACCAAUCAUAGAAAAUACGGGAUUUUAAAUUGAAAUAUUUUAAAGUUAAUUAUAAGGUUUAGGAGGAGAAGUAAGUAAUUUGAUAACAAUUGAAUAAAUGAAAGAAUUUGAUAAUUUUAAUUUGACUCUUUCUACAAUAUGCAUUUAAACAAUAUUAAGAACAUUAAAGAUAAUGGAAAAGAUAUUUAAUAAAUAGAUAAAUGAAAUAUCUUAAAAUCCUUAAAAGUCUUUUGCUACUGAUGAAGAUUCAUCUCAUUCUGAUGACAAUAUAAUUUAAGCAUCUCCUUAUGCGAUAAGGAAUUUAACUGGUUACCCUUUAGUUGUUGAAUUUAUUGAUAAUCAAAAAUUACCUUCUCUUAAUAUCCAUAUAAAUUAAUAAUAAAAUUUAAUUUUUGAUAAUGAAUUACAAGUAGCUGGCAAUGGAUAAAGAAGAGUGAAUGUAACCAUAAAGGUAGAUAAAUAGCCUUUUUUUAUAAAUCAAAUAGAUUUGGAUAAAAGUUUAAAUAGAUUUUAUGAGCAAGAUAAAUUAUAAGUUUAGGCAAAAGUAUAAGUAGAUUAGGUUUCUAAUUAAAAAAUAUUAAGUUUAAUUGCACCUGUUAUUAUAACUAAUAAAACUAAUAAGCAAAUCAUGGUAUAAAUUAGUGAUGAAAAACAUUAAUAGACGAUCAAAUUAAAUCCAAAAAAAAUAGAUUCAGAAAUAAAUUAUUUGGCUCCUGUUCCUCUAGGAUUUGUGAAUCCAAAAAUAUCUAUUAGAUUUAGUGAAUGUUUAGAGUAUACUUAAGAAGUCUUUGUUGAGAGUUUAUUAAAAUUUUAGGAUAAAAAAUAUGAAAUAGAAACAAGAGAUGGACAAUUUAUUAUAGUAAAGAUAAAUAAAGAUUCAAAUCUUUAAGGAAAAUUUGAUAUUUAAUUAUAAACACCCUUUAAAAUUAAUAAUUCAUUGCCAGUAGAUAUUUAUGUGUAAAUGAUGAACUAAAAUAAAGAAACAACAUUUACUAAAAAGAUAAGUUAGUAGUAAACAAUUGAAGAUUAUUAACAUGGACAUUAAAAAUGCAGUUAUCUAAGAAUAUAUAUAGAAGGAUAUUAUUGGUCUGAUGAGUUUAAGUUAUUCGCUGCAGAUGAGAUGUAGUAAAAAAAUGAUGACUGUCUAUCUUAUAUAACUAUUAAUGAUUCCAAUAAUAACCCUAUAACAUUAUUAAUAUUUGAAUCAUAAAAAUAAUAAGAAGGUUCUUCAUCAACUAGAGAAUAUGUAAUCCAUUGUUCUGGUUACAUUAUUAAUAAUUCAGGAAUCCAAUUAUAAUAUUAUGCAAGCAAUAAUAAAAAUAAUUUAACCCAAUUAGGAGGAAUGGAAUCCAUAAAUACAGGAGAUCCUUUAAAUAGAUAAAUUGUUCUUUUGGGAAGAGAAUCUGGUAACAUUUUAUAAUUGAGUCAUAAUUCAUCAAAAUCAAAAAUAUCAUAAUUCCCAAUACAGAUUUCAACAAUAGGAGAACCUGAAAUUGAUGUAAUUAUUGCUAAUGAAGAAGACUCAAAUUAACUUUUAUAAACAUUCUUAGGUGCUAAGAUAUAAAUUACAAGAUGUAACAAGAAGUAUACAUUGUUUAAUAAAAUAAUUACAUUUGAACCAAGAUUCAUCAUUGUUAAUAAUUGUAACUAAGAAAUUGUAAUUUCUUAAGAUGAAGAUUCAUAUUUACAAACUGUUCCUUCUAAUUAAAGAAUAAUAUUUUAAACACUUUAUAAUUCUAAAUAAAAAGUUAGAAAUCCUUUUCAAUUUAUUAAUAUGAAUUUAAAUAACAAUAAUUAUUAAUAAAGUAGUAGGUUAAAUAUUAGUGCAGUUGGUAUAGUUUAUUAUUAAUUAAGAAAUAAGGAUAAACCUUAAGAAAAAUUAUUUUUCAGUUGUGAUAUACGUUAAGAAGAAUGCAGUCUUUAUAUUAUAUUCAAUUAAUUAAACUAGGAUUAAGCACCAUAUAAAAUAGAGUUGUCAGAUUAAAAUUUAGAAUUAGAAAUCUAAGAGUUAUAAGUGAUGUUGAAUCCAGAUAAUUAAGUAACAUAUUUUGCUUGGGAUGAUCCACUCAGACUAUAAAAAUUUUUGAGUAUUGAACUUAGAAUUAGAGAUGAUCCACUGAGUGAAUACAAACCAUUUAAAUAUGACUUAUAUCCAGAUUAUAUAGGUCUCCUUGAGGUUCAUAUAUUUAAACCCAAAAAAGGAUCUAAAUCACCAUUUAUAUAUGUUGCAUUAUCAAUACUUCCAAAAGGAUGCUAAAAGUAAAUUUAAAUUAUGCUUGCUACUUAAGAAUAAAUCAAGAUGGCAAAAGCUAAACCAAAGUAAGAUUUCCUAAAGCAAUUAAAAUAAAAAAAUAAUGUAGAUAUUGAUGAUGAAGAUGAAUCAAGAGCUUAGUCAGUUUCUUUAUAAAGAUAAUCUACUAUUGAUGAUAGUGAUAAAAUUGAAAAAAGGAUUAAUUUAAAAUUAAAUUCAUUUUCUUUAUCUUUAGUACAUAAUUCAGAUGUAAAGAAAAGACCUGCAGAAUUCUUCCAUUUUAUAUGUUCAAAUAUAGAAUUUGUAGCUAUUUCAACUGUUUUAAAUUAGGUUUUGUAGUUGAGAGUAUAAUACAUUAAUUUUGAUCAUAAUGCUGAAUUUUUUGUUUAAUUCCCAGUUGUAAUUACUCCAUAAAAAUAUGCAUAGUAUCAUGUUAUGCCUAAAUAAUAAUAAUAAUAACAAAAAUAAUAAUUAUAAUAAUAAUAAUAAAUUGAUAAAUAUUUCUUUAAUGUAAUGAUAAUUAAAGAUAAAAGAGUAUCUGACAUUCAAUUAUUUCAAAACAUUACUUUUGAAUUAGACCCAUUUGAAAUUAGAGUAGAGUAAUUGUUUAUAAUUAAUUUGCUCGAAUUUUAUUAGGCAAUAACUUCUUUUUAAGGACAAAUAUAUGAAUUAGAGAAAAAUUAAUCAGGAAGUUUUAUAGCAGAAAAAUAAAUCGAAAUGUUGAAAUAACAUGAAGAAGAAAAAGAGAUGGAUUACAAUAAUCAGCAUAAUUUACAAUCAUUCAUAGAAUUUAACUAAGAAUGGAAGACUAGAAAAUUACCUGAUGCUCAAUUACCCACAUAUAUUAGCGAGAUUAUAAUAUCUCCAAUCUAAUUAAACCUUACAGUUUAGAUGUCUGGAAAAGGAGACUUGAAAAUGGGUAAUCUAGCUAUAUUUGCUUCGGUUGCUUAAGCAAUAGGAGUAGUACUAUCUGAUAUCAGUGAAGCUCCUAUUUUCUUUUAAGGAUGGAAAAUAGAAAAUUGUUUUGACACUGGUUCUGGAAUUCUGAAUAAAAUGAUGCAAUUUUAUAAGUAGGAAGGAAUCAAAUAAAUAGGAUCUGUUAUUGGAAGUCUUUCAAUUAUUGGAAAUCCUAUUGGAUUAUUAAACAAUAUUUCUACAGGUUUCAAAGAUUUGGUUGAUAAGCCGGCAGCUGGUUUGACUUAAGGACCUUUAGAAGCUGGAUUAGGAUUAGCUUAAGGAGCUACAUCAUUAGUAUCACACACGAUAGCAGGAGCAUUUAACUCAGUUAAUAAAAUUACAGGUAGUGUUGGAAGUGGUCUUGCUAAUUUAACAAUGGAUGAAGAUUAUUUAAGAAAAAGAGAGAAAUAAAAAAUGCAUAAACCAAAACAUUUAGGCGAAGGUCUUGGCUAAGGAGCUAAAUCAAUAGCUACAGGAAUUUAUGAUGGAAUAACUGGAGUUUUCUUAAAACCUAUAAAAGGAGCCAAAGAAAAUGGUAUUAAAGGAGUAUUUACGGGAACUGCUUAAGGACUAGCUGGAUUAAUCAUAAAACCAAUAACUGGAGUGUUAGAUGGAAUGUCUUAAACAGCUGCUGGUAUUUAAAAUACAGUCUCAUAUUUUGAUGAUAAACCAAAUAACCAUAGAGCUAGGAAUAUUAGACCUGUUUAUGGAUUAGAAGGUUAUUUAGAUGAUUUUAACCCUAUUGAUGCAGAAGGUUUCGCAAUGAUUCACUUUUUAAAAAAUGGGUUAUUACAAAAUGACAGAUUCAUUGCUUCAUAACUAAUCAUUCCUGAUGUUCAAGAAUAAGAAAAUAAAUUCAUGUUGACUAUCACACUAGAGAAUUUUGUUUAUAUGUCAUUUAAGACUAAGAAAAAAGUAAACAUUAUUGUAAUCAUAUUUUAGGUAUGGAUUAUCUAGACAAUAGAUAUUACUCAUUUGGAAGAAGUUCCAUCAGGUAUUAAAAUUUAAGUUAAUAAACCUCAAAAACAAUUAAAAGUAUUAAUUAUAUAUAAAUUAGAAUAAAUAUGUGACAUAGAUACAAAUAAAAGGAGAGUAAAAAAUUAAUAUAUUAAAAGUCAUGUAAACAGUUUGGGAAUAAAAUAGAACAAAUCAAAAGUGA
Messenger RNA from Paramecium sonneborni, 10223 nucleotides. The record is from the annotation of a GenBank genome assembly. NCBI's taxonomy places the organism in Eukaryota, Ciliophora, Oligohymenophorea, Peniculida, Parameciidae.